Molecule: messenger RNA, 1475 nt
Organism: Schizosaccharomyces japonicus yFS275
Lineage: Eukaryota; Fungi; Ascomycota; Schizosaccharomycetes; Schizosaccharomycetales; Schizosaccharomycetaceae
Product: mannose-1-phosphate guanyltransferase
Exons: 3
Coding region: 80-1336 (418 amino acids)
Molecular function (GO): mannose-1-phosphate guanylyltransferase (GTP) activity
Source: RefSeq, a predicted model, not a curated record
CGCAACUCCGUUAGCUUCUCUAGCCCUUUCCCAAUACCUAUUGCACAAACGUUUCUACGUGCCUGCUAUUUAAAACAAAAUGUCCAUACAAAAACACUGCUCUUCUGCCGUAAUCCUGGUCGGCGGUCCUUCUCGUGGUACUCGUUUCCGUCCUCUCUCCUUUGAUGUUCCAAAGCCUCUCUUUAAAAUUGCUGGAAAAGAGAUGAUCUACCAUCAUCUGGAAGCUUUGUCGCGUUUGGAAAAUGUUAAGGACGUAUUUUUGGUCGGUUUUUAUGAUGAUAAUGUGUUCUCGGAAUUUGUAAACGAGGCUUCCAAGAACUUCCCCUGCUUCCGUCGCAUUAAGUAUUUACGCGAAUACAACUGUUUGGGAACCGGUGGCGGUCUUUACCAUUUCCGUGACCAAAUCAGAAAGAGUGAUGUGAAGGACUUGUUCGUUAUGCACGCUGAUGUCUGUUGUAGCUUCCCUUUGAGUCAAUUGUACGCAGUUCAUGAAGAAAAGAAGGCUUUGGUCACGCUUAUGACGACCAAGGUUAGUAAAGAUGAUGCCAAGAACUUUGGCUGUCUCGUUGAGGACACUUCUUCCGGAAAAGUGUUGCACUACGUGGACAAGCCCGAUUCCUACAUCUCUAACAUUAUCUCCUGUGGUAUUUACGUCUUUGACGUUGCUAUUUUUGAUGAGAUUAAGAAGGCGUACGAGCGUACGGCCAAGGAACGAGCCGAGGAACACUAUUCUGAAGAAACUUCAGAAGAUUAUUUGAGUUUGGAGACUGAUGUUCUCGCGCCCCUUUGUUCCGACCAGACAAAACCUGUUUAUGCCUACAACACGACAGAUUUCUGGCGCCAAAUCAAGACCGCUGGUUCCGCAGUUCCUGCAAAUUAUCUUUACCUUCAUCAGGCUCUCCGUGAGGGCAAGCUUCCUAAGGUCGAGACGGAGGCCACAAUUAUUCAACCGGUUUACAUCCAUCCUUCAGCUACUAUUGAGGCAGGUGCUAAGAUCGGCCCUAAUGUGUCCAUCGGUGCACAUGUGAAGGUACACGCUGGUGCUCGUAUCCGUGACUCAAUUGUUCAAGACGAUUCGGAGAUCUGUGAAAAUGCCGUUGUUCUCUACUCCAUUCUUUCCCGCCAUUGCCGUAUUGGUCGCUGGUCUCGUGUUGAGGGAUCGCCCACACUCCCCAGCCAACACUCUACUACUAUUAUGCGCAACCAUGUGAAGGUGCAAGCCAUCACUGUUAUGGGCUCUGGUUGUCGGGUUACUGAUGAGGUUCGUGUCCAAAACUGUCUUGUUCUUCCCAACAAAGAGAUUACCGUUGGUUUGGUUGGUGAGAUUGUAAUGUAGACGACGUGCGCUUUUAUAAUACAUAAUGAAUUGACAUUCCCACGCAAAUGACAAACCCAGCGCCGACUUUCGUUUUAUGUUAUUAGAGUAGAAGUAAUUUAUAUAUCCUCAUUCUCAGUUUGUUGUUUCGUUUCCCCUG